CCUGUAGAGUAAAAGUGAUCUCUUAACCAUUUUUCUCUUCUUCAUCUACUUUUUAUUGAUAGUAUUUUAGGCUCAUUUCUCUCCGAGUGCCUGUUACUACAUCUGAAUGGUUUACUUUCCUACAGCGCUUUGCACAUGAAUAUAGAUGGGAUUUAUUUAACCGAAAUGUGUUGAAUUUUAUUUAACUUGUUACAGAAGAUCAGAUAUCAUCCUCCUCAGUCAGCCCUCAAAAACCAAAGGCUUAUCGCUUGUGAGCCCCAGCCAUUCGCUAUGGAUGUAUUUAUGAAAGGGCUUUCCAAAGCUAAAGAGGGAGUCGUGGCAGCUGCUGAAAAAACCAAACAGGGUGUGGCGGAAGCAGCAGGAAAGACAAAAGAGGGCGUCCUUUACGUGGGCUCCAAAACAAAAGAAGGCGUUGUACAUGGAGUAACCACAGUGGCUGAAAAAACCAAAGAACAAGUUUCUCACGUGGGUGGAGCAGUAGUUACGGGCAUGACUGCAGUGGCACAUAAGACUGUAGAGGGCGCUGGAAAUAUUGCUGCUGCCACAGGUCUAGUGAAAAAGGAUCAGAUGGGUAAACAGAAUGAAGAGGGAUUUGGCCAAGAGGGAAUUUUGGAACAUAGAGACAAUAUGAACGCAGACGAGACUUAUGAAACACCCCGUCAGGAGGAAUAUCAAGAUUAUGAUUCUGAAGCAUGAAUAUUGCGAGCAAGUGUCAUACUCAUAGAAUAUUCAAUGGAUCAUGAUACAUUCCCAAGUACCAAGGCUUCAGAUUUAAUUUAUAUUUUACUUUAAUUGUAAAUGGAAGUCUUCCAUCAGCAAAACAAAGUAUUUCUAUUAGAUUUCCUUUUCGGGUACAUUCCACUCUAGGAGUCGACAAUGAGUGGCUAGUUUGUGUUAUGGAUGUUGUGGCUUAAAAAAAAUAAAAGAAACAAAACACCUAAGUGUCUAUUAAUGUCCAAUUUCUACUUGUAAUAUUACUUGUUUUUCAGUGGUUUUGUAUUGUUUCUAUUUCUUAUAAUUUUAUAUGUUGCGUAUGUUAUUACUGUUUUCUGUAACACAACUUUGUGAAAUCUGUUUCUAAGUAUCUAAUACUGUAUUUUUGAUUGUACGCAUGAUCUAUGCACCAGCUGUUUUACAAACCCAACAUGUGUUUCAAUGGUUUAUGUUUCUUCAGUGAAGAUGUUGGGCAUUCCUGAAAUAAACUAAUUAAAGGCUAUGUACACCUUUGGGGUCAUUUUAUUUUUGAUUGCAUUUUAUUUAUUUUGGGCUUAAAAUCAUUUGUUCAAUUGGUCUUUAUUAAAAACAUUUAGCAGCUUUGUCAUAAAAAGGUUAACUUCUGCCUAGCUGUGAAAAUCGGACUUUCACUUUGUGCUUGUUGUCUGAUAACCCUUAUCUCUUAAUUACUAAUAGCUCAAAACAGUUUAUAAGGUCAGAUAUCAGAGAUAAGGAGCCAUCAGCUGACCUACCUAGCAGAACACAGUAUAAAUAUAGAGCCUGGUGCUAGAGAAUCUCAAAGCUGUACAGAGAAAGAAGCUCAACAUUUUUAAUAAAGACCGAUUGAAAAAAUUAUUUUAGCUCAAAAUGAGUACAAUGCAGUAAUUUAAAAAUGACCCCCAAAGGUGUUCAUAGCCUUUAAGUUUCCUAUUAGCAAAAAUGUUUUUUUUUGUAAUCAUGCAUUACUGGAAAUGCUAUAUUAUAUAGUAUGUGGGUACAAUCAUUAAUGUUGCUUAACAUACACUUACUAGAUUUGGCUAAACAUUUUUACUGUAUUUGUGUUCUAUAGUUUAAAAGACAAAGCACAGCAAUGAUCAUAUUUAUAUGAAUGAAAUUAUAUCUAUAUUCUAUGAAUGAUUUAUACAGCCUUCUUUUUGAGUCACAGCUAGUGUGGUAUGCCAACUUAUACUGCACCCAAGAGGUAUUUUUAUGUCUCUGUAUAUAGUAUACAGAUUAAUACAGUAUUGAUUAAUUUCCCAACAUGAAGGAAUAGAAAGUAGUGACAGCUUGUUUUUUUUUAUGUGUUUAACGGUCAUCUGUCAGAGGUUUGUACCUAUGAAACUGGCUGACCUAUUGCAUGUACAAUUCG
This is a messenger RNA of Bufo gargarizans (Asiatic toad), 2083 nucleotides long. It is a transcript of the gene SNCA, whose product is annotated as synuclein alpha. The record is from RefSeq and is a predicted model, not a curated record. The transcript is spliced from 6 exons. Gene Ontology annotation, biological process: regulation of dopamine secretion; synapse organization; synaptic vesicle endocytosis. Gene Ontology annotation, cellular component: neuronal cell body; axon terminus; cytoplasm. NCBI's taxonomy places the organism in Eukaryota, Metazoa, Chordata, Amphibia, Anura, Bufonidae. Gene Ontology annotation, molecular function: cuprous ion binding. Bases 271 to 696 code for a protein of 141 amino acids.